Cladocopium goreaui is the source of this 1749-nucleotide messenger RNA. The record is from the annotation of a GenBank genome assembly. Lineage: Eukaryota; Dinophyceae; Suessiales; Symbiodiniaceae.
AUGAAGAUGCUUCGUGGGGGCGCAUGUGAACUCGAUCCCGAACAGCUGAUGGAAAAGGCCAAUGAGGCGAUAGAGCAUGCGAAGUGGGAAAGAUGGGAUGAGAUGUUCGAGAUCUUCGACGUCUAUCCAGGUGGAAAAGAUGCCAGCAAUGAUGCCAUCCAUCAAGUGGUCUUCGCAGGACACGUGGAGACCCUGAAGCGGAUGGUCGACAGUGGAGCGAAUCCAGGUCUUCUCACACGAGACAAGGAGACGCCUUUACAAGUGGCGGAGCAGUUGGGACAAGCGGAGGUCGCCGAAUACCUCAACACUUUGGAGGUGAGCGCCGAGGCUGCUGCCUUGUUGCAACAGGCGCAUCAGGUCAUCGAUGCUGCUAAGGAGGGUAAGUGGGCCUUGGGCUCAGCCGACCAAGAUGCCACCUUCGAGUUGUUGAAAGGCUUCAAAAACCCACAGCAGGUCGUGAACACGCGGCCGUCAGUGCGCCAAUACGGCGUGCUGCACCAGGCAGCAUUCCACGGAGACAUCGAGGUGCUUCGACAGCUGCUUGAAGACUACAAGGCUAAUGUGAAGCUCCUGACCAAGGAUGGCAAGACAGCUUUGCAAAUCGCCGAAAGUGCGGGACAAGAGGCUGCCAUCAAAUAUCUCGAGGCCUGUGUCCCCAGCAUUCAGUUGGAGGAUGAUUUCGUGAAGUACCCAGACCAGGUCGCGCACCGCAGUUCAGUCAAGGGCUUGGAGUUUGCCAAGGAGAUUGCCAUUUUUUUGCCAAAAAAGCGCAUGGGAAGACUUGCAGGCACUACAGUGGCAGAGAAGUACAAACUUGAACCGAGUGAUACCUUUAAUGACCUGCUCGAGCUGGGCAAGCAAUGCGUCAACAAUCCGCGGGAUGUGCUGAGGCUUCACUUGUUGUCUCCCUCUGGAGAGCAGCUGAAGCAGGGCCGAAAGGUCGCAGCUGCGAAGAUCAAAAACGGCGAUACCUUGACCUUCGUCAUCAUCUCCCGCGAUCCCCGGGCAGAAGACUGGAUCGCACGAGUGCAGUCAGAUCCAAGUGUGCUGAAAUGCGCUCCGGAAUAUGCUCGCUCUGAUCCUGUGGUGGUGAUGGAGGCAGUGAAGCACUCCGGCAGCACCUUGGGCUACGCCGUGCCGGAGCUUCGUGGAGACAAAGAGUUGGUCUCCAUGGCGGUGUCCAAGGAUGGCAAGUCCCUGCAAUAUGCCUCAGCCGAGCUGCGAGACGACAAGGAGGUGGCCUUGAAAGCGGUGUUGCAACAUGGCCGUGCCCUGGAGUUUGCUUCGGAGCGACUUCGUGGGGAUUUCGAAAUCGUACAUUGUGCCUGCACGAACGAAGGGAACUCCUUGGAAUUUGCGACACCGGAGUGGCAACGAGAUGAAAAGAUGGUUCUGCUGGCAGUCCAAAGGCUGUACCAACAGACUGGUGAUCUUCGGAAGUCGCAGCGGAAUUUGCCGAUCCAAUUUGCUGCAGAGGAACUGCGUUCCAACAGUGAUUUCAUGUGGCAGGCUAUCCAACUGGACCCUCGAUGUAUAAACCAUGCCUCGGAGGAUAUCCGCGGCCUUUUGAAGGAAAAGAUGAAGAAACAUCUCAAGUUUGAAGCAACGCAGACAGGAGCAGAAUACUUUACACGAUUCCACGGCCAAGAUCAGUGGCCUAGAGCAACUGCUGUGGCUGUGCUUCCAGCAAAUCCAAUGGAUGACAGCGUUCAGUGCGAUGUACUGCGACCAGCCUGCAACAUCUCAUGA